AUGGACUCUGUUAUCUGCGGCUGUUCGAUGAUAUUCAGCAAGCCAAUGUUUAAUUAAUAUUUGUCGCAAUAGAGCAUUCCAAAAUUUUGCAUAAACGAUAGGUACCAUAUAAAAUUAUAUUUGAUUCCUUAUGACAUAAACAAUCCUCAAAUGAUUCCAGAGAAAUUGUUAGAAAAAAAUAAGGAAAUCUAACUAACACUAGAUUCACCCAGAAAUUUUAAACCGAGUCAAAUUAAUCCUAAAAAAAAAUAUGAACUGCAAAAUGGAACUAUGCUCUAAAUUACAAGAAAAUAUGGAGUUAAUGAAGAUUACCUUCAUAUCUAGGAUCUCUAUAGAGGAAUUAUAAAAAGUGGAGAUUACAAAUUGCCGUUUUAAGUACCAACGAAAUUCGGGAUGAAUUCAAGUUUUUAAUAUCGAAAUUAAGAUGGAUUACAAUAAGCUAAAAUCUAAUAUAAAAUAUAUUUGAGAAUCAUCGAUUUGCAAUCAAAUUAAAUCAUCGUCCAAAAGAGCAUCCCCAUUUACAUUAAUAGCAGAUAUAAAUUAACUGAGUAGAAAAGAGAGAAUGAGGGAAACAUAGUUUAAUUUUUUUGUCUUCAUAGAGGUAUGAUAGAACUAGGUAUCAGAACUGCAAAGAACCUUUAUAAGCCAGGAGAAGUCCUGGAAUUGGAAUACACUUUAAACACUACUAGAUCAUAAAGAUCCAUAACUAAAGUGGAAGUGAAAUUAAAUCAUUUCUUAAGUUUUACUGAUGACGAUGAAAAUGAGAGGGUGAUAGAAAAUAAAACAUUAUAUUCUAAUGUCUUGCCUGGUCUAUCUGCAGGGAAGAGAAGUGAAGGCUUAAAGUCUUCAAUUACACUUCCUAAUGACUUGGCUGCAACUGUUAAAAUGUAAUUUAUUAAAAAUCAUUACAUCUUAUAAGUUUAAGCAUUUGCUGAUGGAUUGCUAACUUCUUUGGCGGUUCCAGUUAUUUGCUAAAUUCCUGUCAUAAUAUUGGAGAGUAGAAAAAAGGAGCAACCUGAUCUUAAAGACUGGAAAUUCAAUACUAAACAGGAGAAUAAUUCGUUUUACUAAUUCACAUGUUAGUAGUAGUAAUUAUUUAUUUGA
This is a messenger RNA of Paramecium tetraurelia, 1104 nucleotides long. RefSeq lists its product as uncharacterized. Gene Ontology annotation, biological process: protein transport. The record is from RefSeq and is a predicted model, not a curated record. The transcript has 3 exons. Gene Ontology annotation, cellular component: cytoplasm. NCBI's taxonomy places the organism in Eukaryota, Ciliophora, Oligohymenophorea, Peniculida, Parameciidae.